AAAGUGAAUGAGUGAGAAUCAUGUGAGUUGAUACACUCUCUCUCUCUCUCUCACUUUGAAUCAAAAGCAACAAACUUGUUAAACCCAACAGCCCCUUUUAGUUUGUUUAGGGUAUAUUUGAGCUGUGAGAGCUUCUUCUUCUUCUUGUUGUUGGUUUCAAUGGCUUCAAGUGCUUCGAGGUUCAUCAAGUGUGUGACAGUAGGAGAUGGGGCUGUGGGGAAGACCUGCAUGCUUAUUUGCUACACGAGUAACAAAUUUCCCACUGAUUAUAUACCCACAGUUUUUGAUAACUUCAGUGCAAAUGUGGUAGUUGAAGGCACCACUGUCAACUUAGGCCUCUGGGACACGGCUGGGCAAGAGGAUUACAAUAGAUUAAGGCCAUUGAGCUACAGGGGGGCAGAUGUCUUUGUCUUAGCCUUCUCAUUAGUUAGUCGUGCAAGCUAUGAAAACGUACUGAAAAAAUGGAUCCCUGAACUUCAGCAUUAUGCCCCUGGGAUUCCCGUGGUGUUGGUUGGUACCAAAUUGGAUCUUCGUGAGGAUAAGCACUAUUUGGCUGAUCAUCCUGGAUUGGUGCCUGUGACAACUGUACAGGGUGAGGAACUCCGUAAACAGAUUGGUGCUGCAUAUUAUAUAGAGUGCAGCUCAAAAACUCAGCAGAAUGUGAAAGCGGUUUUCGAUGCUGCAAUCAAGGUGGUUAUCAGGCCAGUACAGAAGCAGAAAGAGAAGAAGAAAAAGCCACACCGUGGAUGCCUAUCUUUCACCUGCAGAAAUGUCCUUCGUGGGAGGAGUUUCGUGUGUCUCAAAUGAAAGCAUAUACUUGAUAAUUUCCACCUUAGCCAUGUCACCUAGAAGCUUUUCAUUGCAGUCAGGCUGCAAGGAUCCCGUUAGUCUGAUUUCCCAUGCAGUGUCUGAACUGAAGUAUAUCCAAGCAUAGUUCUUUGUAAAAGUCACCUGCUCUGUGGCUAUGUUCAUUUAUUUUCAUUUUCGAUUUUUAUUAUAAUUAUCAGGAAAUUGGUAUAUCCCUGGACACUAAUAUUUGUUUUGUUUGUUCAUUGUAAAGAAUUGAAUUUCAAAGUUUUUUUUUUUUUUCUUUUUCUCAAACAAUAGUCUGCCCUGCUUCAUUGGUUCUACUCACUAUACAGUCACGAAUCAAAUUAGCUGUAAGAGCAAGAAAUGAUGCUUCUCAAGAUGAAAUUGUUGGUGUUCAGCUGUUCUCUGAUCUCUUGUAUUUGUUUGAUAUUUUAUGAAGAUAAUACACCAACUGCACUGUUUACUUUUUAA
Messenger RNA from Corylus avellana, 1281 nucleotides. RefSeq names its product rac-like GTP-binding protein 3. NCBI's taxonomy places the organism in Eukaryota, Viridiplantae, Streptophyta, Magnoliopsida, Fagales, Betulaceae. Gene Ontology annotation, biological process: small GTPase-mediated signal transduction. Gene Ontology annotation, molecular function: GTPase activity; GTP binding. The record is from RefSeq and is a predicted model, not a curated record.